Molecule: messenger RNA, 1903 nt
Organism: Carlito syrichta (Philippine tarsier)
Lineage: Eukaryota; Metazoa; Chordata; Mammalia; Primates; Tarsiidae
Gene: TFDP1
Product: transcription factor Dp-1
Exons: 10
Biological process (GO): regulation of cell cycle; regulation of transcription by RNA polymerase II
Cellular component (GO): transcription regulator complex; nucleus
Molecular function (GO): RNA polymerase II transcription regulatory region sequence-specific DNA binding; DNA-binding transcription factor activity, RNA polymerase II-specific
Source: RefSeq, a predicted model, not a curated record
AUUCUCUGGGAGUGAGCGUUUAUAGCAUCCAUUUCCCGGAUCUGGUAACAUGGCAAAAGAUGCCGGUCUAAUUGACGCCAACGGAGAGCUAAAGGUCUUCAUAGACCAGAACCUUAGUCCCGGAAAAGGUGUGGUGUCCCUGGUCGCCGUCCACCCCUCCACUGUCAACCCUCUCGGGAAGCAGCUGCUGCCAAAAACCUUCGGCCAGUCCAACGUCAACAUCGCCCAGCAAGUGGUGAUCAGCACACCCCAGAGACCCGCGGCGUCGAGCACACUCGUGGUGGGAAGCCCGCACACGCCCAGCACGCACUUCGCCUCCCAGAACCAGCCCUCUGACGCCUCGCCCUGGUCUGCCGGGUGAGCACGCCCCCGUGGCGAGAAGCACGGCAAGGGGCUGCGGCACUUCUCCAUGAAGGUCUGCGAGAAGGUGCAGCGCAAGGGGACAACGUCCUACAACGAGGUCGCCGACGAGCUGGUGGCCGAGUUCAGCGCCGCGGACAGCCACAUCCUCCCCAGCGAGUCGGCGUACGACCAGAAGAACAUCAGGCGGCGUGUCUACGAUGCCUUGAACGUGCUCAUGGCCAUGAACAUCAUCUCCAAGGAGAAGAAGGAGAUCAAGUGGAUCGGGCUGCCCACCAACUCGGCCCAGGAGUGCCAGAACCUGGAGGUGGAAAGACAGAGGCGGCUCGAGAGAAUAAAACAGAAGCAGUCGCAGCUUCAGGAGCUGAUCCUGCAGGUAAGGAGGCACCGGCCCAUGGGGCCGAGGCCGCGCUUUCUGCCGAGUCGGCCUCCACAGCCGCCAGCACGGGAGGCAAGUGUCUGCUUCGAGAUUCUGCACGUGGACUUCAGAGGCACGCGCGGAGCUCGCCUCGGAGUUGACGGGGCCACCCCUCCCACCCGCCCGCCCAGGUUCGAGUACCUGUUCAACUUCGACAACACCUUCGAGAUCCACGACGACAUAGAGGUGCUGAAGCGCAUGGGCAUGGCCUGCGGCCUGGAGGCCGGCAGCUGUUCCGCCGAGGACCUCAGGAUGGCUCGGAGCCUGGUGCCCAAGGCGCUGGAGCCGUACGUGACAGAAAUGGCUCAGGGAUCGGUUGGCGGCAUGUUCGUCACGACGGCCGGUUCCACGUCUAAUGGCACGAGGCUCUCUGCCAGCGACCUGACUAACGGUGCGGACGGGAUGCUGGCCACGAGCUCCAACGGGUCGCAGCACAGCGGCUCGCGGGUGGAGACCCCCGUGUCCUGCGUCGGGGAGGACGAGGAGGACGACGAGGACGACUUCCACGAGGACGACGAGGAGGCCUGACGUCCGGCCUGCAGGCGCCUCUGGCUCGGCGUCGGGAGAGUUGUGGGGGGUGACGAGCUCCUGUUAGCCUGGGUUUUCUGUCUCUCUCCGGCCCGCUCCCAAGAGGACCUUGGCCAGCUGUGGAGUUCAGAGCGCACCCCCGGCGAGCAAGGACGGUCCCCGUAGGGCUGGGAUGAGCGUGGACAUGUGUUCUGGCCGUGUGCUGACGCAGCGCCGCCAUUCACUUGUUAGGGCUUUGCGUUCUCAUUUUCUGCUUUGUCUAAACUUCAUUUUUGCCCCUAGCAGUCUUUGCUGAGUUUGCUGAAGAAAUUGUACUUCAUCCACCUUGACGGAAGUAAAACGCGCUCCUGUGCAGAUGCGCGCCAGAUGCGCCGUUUAUUUGUAGUGUGUGUGGACGGUGCCCGCCGGCGGCGGCCCUGCGAGGGGCAUCCCUGUGUGGGGCCGCAGGGUCCCCAGCCCCAGCAGGCAGCCGAGCUCCGCCUCCCACGCGGGCGCCCCCAGUCCCACUCUGACCUUGUGUUCCCUUAAGUUAUACUGACUGUCGUGAGUCCAUCGAGAUGGAGUGGAGUGUUCUCUCUCUCUCUCUCUCUCUCUCUC